Messenger RNA from Fusarium pseudograminearum CS3096, 195 nucleotides. RefSeq lists its product as uncharacterized. The record is from RefSeq and is a predicted model, not a curated record. Lineage: Eukaryota; Fungi; Ascomycota; Sordariomycetes; Hypocreales; Nectriaceae. The annotation marks the transcript as partial. The transcript has 15 exons.
GGAAUACUCUUAACUCUUAAUAUAAUUCCUUUUAUAAUAGAUAUACUAGCUAAUAGAGGAAUAGUAAUCCUUAAAGUAAGGUAUUAUAAAAUAGAAAGUAAAAAUAAAAUUAUUAUACUUAACCUUAUAUUAAUUAGCAAAAGCUUAAGUCUAUUAAAGAGCUUAAAAGCCCCUUUAAAUACUAAAGGUCUUUAA